Messenger RNA from Vitis vinifera (wine grape), 2377 nucleotides. Its product is annotated as trans-2,3-enoyl-CoA reductase-like. Gene Ontology annotation, molecular function: oxidoreductase activity, acting on the CH-CH group of donors. Gene Ontology annotation, biological process: very long-chain fatty acid biosynthetic process. The record is from RefSeq and is a predicted model, not a curated record. The transcript has 3 exons. The coding region runs from base 472 to 1509 and encodes 345 amino acids. NCBI's taxonomy places the organism in Eukaryota, Viridiplantae, Streptophyta, Magnoliopsida, Vitales, Vitaceae.
UGAUUGAUUUUUUUUUUAUUUUUUUUUUAUCUUUUUAUUUUUUAGCAGAGUGUGGAACCUUAACCCAAUGCAAUUGUGGGUGUGGGAGGAAUUGGAAGACCUCCAGUAGGGCAUGAACAAAGUGUUGAAUGAAAGAGUUGGGUGAUCAGCUCACAUAGUUAGCUGUCCUACCCCAACCAUACACAAUUAAUUACCUUUGUAUGGACAUUGGACACCACCUCACAAUAAUAUCCACGAUCAACAAUAAAGGCCUCCUCCGAGCCUCCAACUACUCAACCCAUCAUCUUUCAAGUCUCGUAUUUAACGACCUUGGGUUGGGCUCUCCUCACAUCAGAGAGGUGGGUUUUGCGCCUGAUUUCUCCUCCUCUGCUUCUUGUUUUGAUCUUCUAGGAGAUAUUGUUUUGCAGAUCCAGAGUCCAUUUCUUUCUCUUUCUAUUCUCUCUCAUUUGAACCUUUUAUCACAUCUUGGAGAUGAAGGUCACGGUGGUUACGCGGAGUGGUAGAGAGCUCAUCAAGGGUGGGCUUGAGCUCGAUGAGUCGGCUACUGUGGUUGACCUGCAGGAGGCAAUUCAUCGGCGAACCAAAAAAUACUAUCCCUCCAGACAGCGGCUAACCCUACCCCUCCAACCGGGCUCAAAGGAGAGGCCUGUUGCACUUAACUACAAAAAGAGUGUCAAAGAUUAUUGUGAUGGAAACUCAAGCAACUUAACUGUAGUGUUCAAGGAUCUGGGUCCACAAAUCUCCUAUAGGACACUUUUCUUCUGGGAGUACUUGGGUCCUCUUCUCAUAUAUCCCAUCUUCUACUUCUUCCCUGUUUACCAGUACUUCGGUUAUAAAGGGGAGCGUCUCAUCCACCCAGUUCAGACGUAUGCCUUGUACUACUGGUGCUUCCACUACUUCAAACGUAUCAUGGAAACCUUUUUUGUGCAUCGGUUCAGUCAUGCAACUUCACCGCUCUCUAAUGUUUUCAGGAAUUGUGCUUAUUAUUGGACCUUUGGCUCUUAUAUUGCUUACUAUGUGAACCACCCACUUUACACCCCUGUUAGUGACCUCCAAAUGAAAAUUGGGUUUGGGUUUGGGUUGGUUUGUCAGGUUACAAACUUCUAUUGCCAUAUCUUGUUGAGGAAUCUUCGAAGCCCUGAUGGAAAUGGAGGGUACCAAAUUCCUCAUGGGUUUCUAUUCAAUAUUGUGACAUGUGCAAAUUACACAACAGAGAUCUAUCAGUGGGUGGGCUUCAAUAUUGCAACACAGACUGUUGCGGGCUAUGUCUUUCUUGUUGUUGCUGCUGCUAUCAUGACCAACUGGGCCCUUGCAAAGCACCGUCGUUUGAGGAAGGUAACUUGCUUUUCUCUUUUCCUGAACAAGUUAUUUCCAAUUCUUUUGCAUACUCUUAAAGAGGCAUGUGCUUCUUACACAAUAAAUAGGGGCUCUAAUUCAGGAUUUCUAUCUGAUUCAAGUUUGUAUCAGAUCCAUUUCCUUGGGUGCUUUUCCUUUUAUGUUUCCUCCUAAGAAUUUCUUAUGCUUGUCUGUUAUUAAGGAUGUUGCAUGACUCUGCAUGAUUAUGUGUCUGCAUCUCUACGUGCGAGCACACACAUACAUUCACAUGUCCGAGUUUGCCCACCUGAGAACCUGGAAUCUUAUAGGAAAGAUUUACUGUUAAUCAUAAACAAAUUUGUUAAUGGAUUUGUCCUACAUUUUGCUGCAAUUUUGGUCAUGGUACCUUAAAAAAGGUGUAUCAUAACCAAAACCAACAUAGCACAGAUUCGAGGGAGAGUCCUUUCUUUGGCAUGCCUAGAUUUAUAAUAAGCAUUAAACUGAUUAUCAUCCAUUCCAAAGGACACCAUGGACCCAGAUUUUAAAGACAUGUUCUUAAUGUACAAGGAUCCUUAAUUGUCAGUUUGAGUGUUGUCUUCUGGAUCCAUGUCCUUCAUUGAUGCAUGAUUGUGAGUGAAUAAAAUAAGAAACUAUGGUUUCAUUUGCCGUCUUGUCUCUCUCUCCUGUCUGCUAGACUGUUUUUGUUUCUUUAACUUGGGCUCAUUGUCAUGUGCAGCUAUUUGAUGGAAAGGAGGGAAGACCCAAGUACCCACGCCGAUGGGUGAUACUACCCCCAUUCCUGUAGAAGUGGGAAGCAGGCCUGCCAUUCGGUUAGUCUCUUUUCAUUCAAGGGUCUGGAUUCACAGCAUGAUUGGGAUCCUUGAAGGUCAAUUCUUGUGGGAAAUGAACUAAAAAGAGAUGACAUUCAAUGCCUGUUUUCUCUUGGUGAGCUUAGUUUUCUAUUUAGACAGUGUAAUCCAUUUGAAUUUGUUCCCAUCCUUGGGAUCCUACUUGGGGAUAUUCUCUUAUUUCUUCUUAUCAAAUUAUCGUUUGGAGAGUUCUA